ACCCGCCGCUCGGUCGGCCUGACAGGUCCCUCGCCACACUCACCCUCGAUCCCGGCCGCGGUCUCGGUCACUAGAGUAACUCGACAUGGCGUCAAUGGUUGCGGUGAGAGGGAAAGACCCAGUCAAAGAGAAUCCAGUUGCGACGAGUCGCGGAGAGGAGGCCUCGGCGACGGCGAAGCCUUUGCGGGGGCGUCACCAGCGGAGGGACGGCGGUGACGAGGCCGGAGCUGUAAACCCGAGGACCGAUGGAAAUGAAUGAGGUGCCGGCUGCGUCCCGGCGGCCGCUUUUAUAGCCUGGGCCGCCUCCUCGCCGCAAAGGACGAUGGGAGCCGCUCUAUGACCUAAUCGCCCCGCCCCCUGGCUGGAGGCCUCAACGCCCGCUGGCGUUCCGGAAUCCGCCAUGUCUUCGCCCUUCCCCCCCCUCCGCGGACGCUCCCUCCCCAGGCGCCCGUUUAUCACCCCCCCUUCACGACAGGGUGACACCACCGGAAUGCCUCGGCCCGCACUCUUUUGACCACACCACCGUCUCUCGUCCUGCCACACCUCACACACGCUGCUUCUUCCCCCGUGGCCGGGCGGUCAUUAACAUGGCCAGCGCCGGCCCCCUUGCCGUCUCCACUUGAAGAUGUUUACGUCCCCACAGACUCCCCCACGCCCAUUCCCGAAGAAGACGGGGAGGUGGAGCCUGCCCUUGUCACGUGGCUGCACCCCAGGGCUAGGCGGGCCGCACUACUUCUUCGCUGGGCAUCGGCGGAGGAACACCUAACCACGAACUCACCGGAAGCGCGGCCCCAACGCCCCGGGGAGAUCGGCCGGGCUGCUGGGUGACCUGGCUGCCUGGCCCGCCGACCUGAGAACCCUUAAGCGGGAUCUAGCCCGCGGGGAAGGGUGUCUAGAGCCCGCAAACUGCCGCCGAAGCGCGUGCUGCCAAAGGAAGUGCUCCCCUGACGACCAAUCAGCGGCGAGAAGCCGUUUUAACGUCCCUCCCUCUCCCUGCCCUCCUUCCCCGCUCUCUGGUUCCUACCCCCUCCUACCCGCUCCGGCUCUCUCCGGUUCGGCCCUUCCAGGACACCGUCGCCCGCGCUCUCGGAGUCCGGCCGCGACCUUUCUUGGCAGUAUGGCCAGCUCAGAGGCUGAAUGGGUAACAAUUGCCAAUAACCUUCUUUUUAAAUGUCACAUACAUCUGAGGAUACACGAACUUGAAGACUGUGAUGCUAAUGUUUUUAUUGCACUUUAUCAGUCCAUUUUGGGAGAAAAGGUACCAGACCUCAUAGUUAUUUCCAGGAGUCAAGAAGAUGAUGCCCACAAUGUACAAGCAGUGAUUGAUUCACUAGCUCUGGAUUACCUUCAGGUCAGCUUGUCUCACAUAACAGGAGAAAACAUAGUAAAAGGGGAUAAGGAAUCUAUCAAGAAUCUCCUAGAAAUAUUUGAUGGAUUGUUGGAGUAUCUGACGGAGCACAUCAGUGAAACGUCUCACAACAAAAGUGAAACGGAACAGUAUUUUAAAGACUCUCAUGGAGAAGAACCCGUAGAGGAGCUAGAAAGUAUCAAGGAGUCCAAGUCAUCAUGGAGAAAAGUGUCUUUUGGGAGGUGUUCCUUCCUGUCUGAUGCUUUCGAGCCUGCCUGGGAUGAAGAUGAAGUGGAAUCCACAGGUGAAGUCAUCAGGCUUGGAGACACCGCACAUACCUUUUCCCUGAGAAGUAAUGGUGCUCAGAAUUCCAUGGACAUGCAGUCUAGAAAAGUUUCAGUUUUACUGGGCACUAAAGCACAUGGGGCAGUGUUGGACCCUGUCUCGUCAAGUUCUCUAUCCAAGAACGGGACUUUUGAAGAGCCACUUGAAUUUCUCUUAGCAGCAGAAACCCCUUCUGUGAGUAUGGUUACAAGUGCCAGGAAAUUAGGGGAGCCAAUCCGAGCCGCCAUUCCCUUACAUCCUCCCUACCAUCCUUCUGAGCCUCGAGCACCUUGUCCCAUAGGGAAGGAAUACCUCCGUUCAAGUUACUACUCGUCUGCACUGACUUCUGGAGAGCAUUCGGAACUUUCUGUGGGACCAGAUCAGAAAGUUGUCUUAACUUCCACAUUAUCGAAAGAUGAUGAACGGGAAACAUGUCUGACUCCGACUCAAAGCCCCAGGACAAGGAAGCUUCCUGAAGGGAAAAGAAAUGAAACCAGAGCUGUGGCCCCCUCAGAGGAUUCAUCUUCCCUUCAGAAGGCCAGGAAGUGGCUAACAGAACAAGAACUGCAUGAGGUCUCAGAGAAGCUCUCUCAGCGGCUCUUUGAACUAGACUGGAUGUUAAAAAAUGCCCUGGGUGAUCGAGCAACAGGCAAGACUGAUGGUAAAGAUGGUGAUGCCGGAGAUGGAGAGGGGCACAGUGGAAAGGAGGAAAGACUGUCGCAGCAUAGUGACAGCAUCAUGGAGUACGGACCAAAGAAGCCUCGGCCAGGAUUUUCCAUGUACAGAAAGGCACCCCACAGGUCCCAUUCGCUGUCGCCAUCUUCAGUAAACAAACAUAGACAAUCAGAGAGAGAGAGAAAAAAGCAGCACGAGCCUAAAGGAACAGACACCCGCCGAGUUCAGGCCAAGGCAUUAACUGAAGCAUUUGAACGGGAACUAAGAAAAAAUAAAGUUCAAGAGAACGUUGGACUUCGAGGGAUAAGUGGCGAGGAGGAGGAGGAGGAGGAAACAGAAAAAAGACACAGAGAAGCCAUUCCUAAAGGAACUCCAAAACAGAGUCAGGUCCAGAAGAUUUACUCCAGAAAAGCGGCAGCGCCAAGUCCAAAGGGUGGUCUCCUGAAGAAAAGCAAGGCAGCGCCAAUGAAAGUAAAUGAAUACAGUCUUCUGCCCCUGAUGCUGGAACAGUUUCCAUUUCUCUAUGUUUCUGACCCAACACUGACCAAAAUGUGGAAGCAGCAAAUUGCACAGGUUGAACAACUCAAAAGAGAAGCACAGAGAGAAGGCCGAUCCAAAAAGAAGCUCCAGGAUCAAAUAGAAGAAGCCCUGAGAAGGCAUGACCUCCUGACUGCCCUUGUCAAGAAGGAAUAUGAACAUAACAAGAGAUUGCAAGACUUCAAGGACCGAAUUCAUAGACAAAGGUUGACCCAAUCAAAGAUAAAAGAAAAUCGCCAGCAAAUUGUUCGUGCCCGAAAAUACUAUGAUGAUUACAGAGUUCAGUUACGUGCAAAAAUGAUGAGGAUGAGAACCCGGGAAGAAAUGAUCUUUAAGAAACUGUUUGAAGAAGGUUUACAAAUUCAGAAGCAAAGACUACGAGACCUAAGAAACUAUGCCAAAGAGAAACGCAACGAAGAAAAGAGACAGCACCAGAAUGAACUGGACUCGAUGGAAAACUACUAUAAGGACCAGUUUUCAUUGCUGGCAGAAGCCAUAUCACAGGAGCGUCAGGAACUCAAAGCCAGAGAAAAGUCUCAGGCUCAGACGUUACAGAAGGUGAAGAGGGAGCUGAGAGCGAAGAUGGAGAAGGAGAUCCAGCAGCUGCAGUACAUGGUAACCCGGAACGACGAGGAUGCUUUCUUCCGGGAACUAGAAGCGGAGCGCUUCAGAGCUCGGCUGCAACUGGCCUCCUUCCAGUACAGUAGAAAUCCUUUUCCGAGAGGCCAGACAUCAUAGGUGAAGUUUCUAGAGACCUUAAUGUGGACAUAGCUAGACCUGAGCCAGUAAACUGUCUAAACCAGAAUUAUUUUUUAAAUGCUUUAUCUAUGUAGUCAUGCCAAAACUUAUAUAUUUUUUUUAAUAAAAACUAUUUUUCUUAAC
Molecule: messenger RNA, 3766 nt
Organism: Peromyscus eremicus (cactus mouse)
Lineage: Eukaryota; Metazoa; Chordata; Mammalia; Rodentia; Cricetidae
Gene: Cep95
Product: centrosomal protein 95
Exons: 20
Coding region: 1118-3622 (834 amino acids)
Cellular component (GO): spindle pole; centrosome
Source: RefSeq, a predicted model, not a curated record